This is a messenger RNA of Eurytemora carolleeae, 1842 nucleotides long. RefSeq names its product seipin. The record is from RefSeq and is a predicted model, not a curated record. Lineage: Eukaryota; Metazoa; Arthropoda; Copepoda; Calanoida; Temoridae. Gene Ontology annotation, biological process: lipid storage. Bases 752 to 1432 code for a protein of 226 amino acids. The transcript has 10 exons.
CCCUUUCAUUUUCGUUUCCAGUCCCUUUAAAUCAGAUUUUUUAGUAUAAAUUUAAAGAAUUUGUUAAUACUGAUUACUUAACACUGAAUUUAACCUUCAUAUUGGGAUAUUUCAAGAGUUUCCGGUGAUCAGUUCGGGAACUGUGUCUGUAUGACGUAAUUUCAUGUGACCCACCAUAUAUAGAGUGGCAUGUCCGAUUCACAAUGGUACAUAUUAAACCUCUGUAUGAUCACAGAUGACGGAAAACCUGUUUUGCCGUUGGGAAUCACUCUUUAUUCCAUUUAUAAUUCCAUUUAAUUUACAACUUUUGUUGGCAACUCUUUUGUAAAGAAAACCUUUAAAUUCCAAAUACUGAUCUUUGACACUAAUCUUGACACAUGAGCUAAGGGUAGAACUUGACUGGGUUCAGCUCAGGGUGUAGUUGAGAUCUAGGAGCUCCGUUGGAGGGUUCUUACAUAAAGAUCUGGAGAAUCAGCACACAAACUAUAACCCGGAGAAAGAAUUCAAAACCUGUAUCAAGAAGAUAAAGUUUCAACAAAUCCCGGUGAAGAACACUCAAUACUAAGCUCUCUGGAGAAACCGACGCAACCCUGAUCAACAAAGAGCCUAGAAUUUUAACUCAGAACCCAGAUCAACUCAAUACCUUCAGAACUAAUAUCCGUAAACCAAAGAUAAACCCGAAAUCUAAAGAGAUUGUCAACCUUCAGAAUUGAAACUAUAAUCUGGAAGGAGAACUCAGAUACAGAUAAUCAUGAUUCUAGCCAAAAUAUUGAUGUUCCAUCUGACAAUGAUGAUGCUGCUCCUUCUCUCAAUAAUUUCAUAUUCAGUCUUCUUUCAGGCCUACUCUCCACAUCACAAAUAUUCCAAGGAGAUGAAUUUAAUGUUUCAAAGCUGUCCAGAAACACCCGGAGUUUGUUCAUUCCCUAAUGCAAGUUUAGAUAUGGAUGCGGAGAAGAUAGAACUGAAUCGAGGAUUGAAAUACAAGGUUUCAGUGGAUAUAGUUCUACCUAAAUACCAGGAUGACGCGAUGUUCUUGUUAUGUUUUCGAGCUCGAACUAGGGCGGAUAAGUUGAAAACCAUCACCUGCAAGUCCUCUCUUCUUCUUGGAAGUGAAUUCUGGCACCCGGAGAACAUAUUUAAUUUCUGGGAAUCAAGGGAACUGGUUAACCGGAAAAGUAUCAUGUUAACCGAAAGUUUCUCUGAGGAAUAUUCUGAUCCAAUCAAGGAACUGUCUGUCGAGUUCCAAUCCAAAUUUCUCAUGAUUCACUCUGUGGAGAUUGAAAUAGAAAGUCAGUUGAACGGGUUUGGAUAUAUACAGAGCAGCUAUCCUUUCAUAUUUGGUUUGGCGGGGGUCACUUCAAACGUUCUCUUUCUCUCAGUCGUCUUCCUCGUCUCAUUCUCGAGCAUUAUUCUACCAAAAAAGGUUGACUAAAUGUGGACUGUUAAUAUCCGGACGAAAGAAACUACAUAUAUCAAGCUUUUUAGACGAAGAAAAUAAUAAAUCAAGAUUUUUAGACGAAGAAAAAUAAUAAAUCAAGAUUUUUAGACGAAGAAAAAUACUUUCAUCAAGAGGUUUAGGCGGGACAUACUACUUAAAUCAAGAUGUCUACACGAAAUAAACAAGAUGUUUAAAACUAAAUAAAUUACCUAAAUCAAGAAGUUUAGACGAUACUACUAAAAUCCAGAUGUUUAGACGAAAUAAAUACUUAAAUCAAGAUGUUUCCACCCAAUGACUUGAAUCAGGAUGUUUAGACGAAACUACGUAAAUCAAGGUGUUUAGACAGAACAAGCUACCUGAACCAAGAUGUAUAGAAAAGAUACAAAUAUAAAUUAAGAUGUUUA